This is a messenger RNA of Aureobasidium uvarum, 840 nucleotides long. Lineage: Eukaryota; Fungi; Ascomycota; Dothideomycetes; Dothideales; Saccotheciaceae. The record is from the annotation of a GenBank genome assembly.
AUGUCCGACACCAGCAAUUUGCCCUUGGAGCAGUGGGUUACCCUUGAGUUCCAAGAUCGCGUCGCCAUCAUCACACUCAAUCGUCCAGAGAAGUUGAACUCGCUGCCCAAAGAUGGAUUCUACCGCCUAUCACAAUGCCUCCGAGAGAUUGAGACCCAUGAAGAAGUCUUGGUGACUUUACUCAUAGGCAAAGGACGUUUUUUCUGCGCGUGGNNUGGCGCCGAUGUUUCCAUCAGUCGCCAGACCUCUCCAGGAGUAGACGUUUGGCGACACGGUCUCAGAGAAACAGUCGCCAACAACCUCAACAACACACAAGCGUUCUACUCCCAUUCCAAGAUUCUGGUCACGGCCCUAAAUGGGCCAGUAGUCGGGAUUGCAGCCGCUCUUGUGAGCUUCUCGGACUUCAUAUACUGCGUGCCACAUACAUAUCUGCUCACGCCCUUCUCCAGUCUGGGUCUGAUCGCCGAGGGUGGUGCUUCUGUCGGCUUCGUCAGAAGAAUGGGGGUGGCAAAGGCGAACGAAGCUUUGCUGACCAGUCGACGUCUGCCAGCCGAAGACCUGAAAGCAUAUGGCUUUAUAAACAAGAUAUUCGAUUGCGGAAAAGGCGAGGACGAACGUUUUCGAGAACUCGUGCUUGAUCAUGUGCGCGAAACCAUGGGAAGACAUCUCGUGGCUUCGAGCUUGAUCGAGACCAAGGCUAUAGUCACGGCCGCGAUGCGGAGGGACAUAGAUAGUUCAAUGGUGGCUGAGUUAUUUGGAGGGCUUAAGCGAACGGCUUUGGGCAUCCCGCAGAAGGAGUUUGAGAAGAUCAGGACUGGAGCAAAGAGACACAAGUUGUAA